This is a messenger RNA of Haliaeetus leucocephalus (bald eagle), 2858 nucleotides long. It is a transcript of the gene RGS6, whose product is annotated as regulator of G-protein signaling 6. Gene Ontology annotation, molecular function: GTPase activator activity. Gene Ontology annotation, biological process: G protein-coupled receptor signaling pathway; regulation of G protein-coupled receptor signaling pathway; intracellular signal transduction. The record is from RefSeq and is a predicted model, not a curated record. NCBI's taxonomy places the organism in Eukaryota, Metazoa, Chordata, Aves, Accipitriformes, Accipitridae. The coding region runs from base 1 to 1314 and encodes 437 amino acids. The transcript has 15 exons.
AUGCAGGAUGACAAAACAGGUGGAGUUCCCAUUCGCACUGUCAAGAGCUUUCUGUCCAAAAUCCCCAGCGUCGUCACCGGUGCUGAUAUUGUGCAGUGGCUUAUGAAGAACCUCAACAUUGAGGAUCCAGGGGAAGCAAUACACUUGGGAAGUCUUAUUGCUGCACAGGGUUAUGUCUUUCCAAUCUCAGACCAUGUCCUUACCCUGAAAGAUGAUGGGACAUUCUAUCGUUUUCAGGCACCAUACUUUUGGCCUUCAAACUGCUGGGAACCAGAAAACACAGAUUAUGCCAUCUAUCUUUGCAAACGGACCAUGCAGAACAAAGCUAGGCUGGAGUUGGCGGAUUAUGAAGCCGAAAACUUAGCAAGACUUCAGAGAGCAUUUGCAAGAAAGUGGGAAUUCAUCUUCAUGCAAGCUGAGGCCCAAGUGAAAAUCGACAGGAAAAAGGAUAAAACAGAAAGAAAGAUUUUGGACAGCCAGGAAAGAGCAUUCUGGGAUGUGCACAGGCCUGUGCCGGGCUGUGUGAACACCACAGAAAUGGACAUUAGAAAGUGUCGUCGUAUGAAAAACCCACAGAAGGUGAAAAAGUCAGUAUAUGGGGUUACAGAGGAGUCUCAGCCCCAAAGCCCCGUACACGUACCCUCCCAACCUGUACGCAAAACUACAAAAGAGGAUUUCCGGAAACAAAUAACUUUUCUGAACGUGCAGAUAGAAAGGCAUUGUUUAAAGAUGUCUAAAGUAGCAGAAAGUUUAAUAGCCUACACAGAGCAGUAUGUGGAAUAUGACCCCUUUAUAACUCCCGCUGAGCCUUCCAAUCCCUGGAUAAGUGACGAUACAGCAUUGUGGGACAUUGAAAUGAGCAAAGAACCUAGUCAGCAGCGUGUGAAAAGAUGGGGUUUCUCCAUGGAUGAAGUGCUGAAGGACCCAGUAGGACGGGACCAGUUCCUUCGUUUCCUGGAAUCGGAAUUCAGUUCAGAAAACCUCAGGUUUUGGUUGGCUGUCCAAGAUCUCAAGAAACAACCUCUACAGGAUGUAACCACCAGAGUGGAAGAAAUCUGGCAAGAGUUUCUAGCUCCUGGGGCCCAAAGUGCUAUCAACCUGGAUUCCCACAGCUAUGAGAAAACAAGCCAAAAUGUCAAAGACCCAGGGAGAUAUACAUAUGAAGAUGCACAGGAGCACAUUUACAAGCUGAUGAAGAGUGACAGCUAUGCGCGCUUCCUCCGUUCGAAUGCUUACCAGGACUUAUUGCUGGCGAAGAAGAAGGGAAAGUCUCUGGCGAGCAAGCGCCUCACGGGCCUGAUGCAGUCCUCCUGACGGCUUCAGCCGACCACCCCGUGGGAGAGACACCUGGGACCGCUGCCGGGGAUGGGGCAUUUCGGGGAGAGUGGGUCCCUGCGGGGGAGAGAGCCUGAAUGAGCACAAGCGGAGAGCCACGCACCGGGGGGAGCACCUCUCUUCACAGUUUACAUCAACACUUUCCUACCUGCGCAGCUUUGUAAGGACGCAGAGCCCUGCGCGGGUUCUUUGUUUCCAACCGGGGUUUGGAGGAGCACGCUUCACCGUAUGCAGAAAGCCAACGAGGCAAGGGCUUGCUGUCCUGUUAUUUAAAGAAACGGACCCGACUGCAACUUAGAGAAAGAAGAGCUGAGAGACGUCAGUAUUUUUCCUUCAUCUCUUCUCUCCCUGGCACAAACAUAGCUGUAAUAGAUGGCACUGCAAUCUCACUUGCUCCCUUUCUCGUGGCCGUCUGAAUUCAAUGAAAUAUCUGCUGGAAGCUGCUUCUCCUUCUCACAAAAUCUCAAAUGCAUUUCUCCUGCAGACUCAUUGACUUUAACUUUGUUUUUCUUUCCUAUGUCUCUCCUCCUUUAAAGCAAUGGGAAAAAAAGGCACUAUUGAAGUUCAUCACUCACCGUCCUUCCAAUAGCAUGUAGCAUGUCCAGAGAUGAUGGCCAGAUCCUCAGCUGAAGUCAGGAGAGCAUGAGUGGUUUUCAUCACCUGAGGAUCUGCCCCAUUGAGUCAGACUCUGAUCCUGGUGCAAAUCCUCUGAUGUCGGCGGAAUCGCUCUGCAUGUGCGUGUAGUGCAAAUGUUAUCAGACUCUGCCUGAUGCUCAAAAAGUCAUGUUUUAGAUGUGUAACGCACACACAAACACACACAUACAUGCGCGGUACUUAAAAGUGAGUUGUUUUAUAUUGUAUUUGAUUUUCUAUUUAUUUAAGGUUUUGCAUACUUACUCAAUGAUGGAUGUUCAAGCUUUACUCCAAGUAGAUAGAUAGAAUUGGACUCUGACUCCAAUCACAGAGGGCCAAAAUCUGCUCAUGUGUAUACAGGGAAAGGCAACUCUGAUGUGGGCACGUGUCAAAAUUCAGUCUACAGUGAGGAGGGAAUUGAUGGUGAUGGGACUGGCAGCAGCAGUGCGUGAAUGGGCAGGGCGCUGGGUGCCAGGUAAACCUUCCUAAACAGCAGUGCACCCAGCUGUGAUAUAAUGCUCAGAUAACUGACUCCACUGAGAAGCACCAUUGUAAGAGUGAAAUUAUAGCACAGGAGGAAAUGAGCUUCCACUAAAACUCAUCUGACCUACAGCCCAUGAAUACAACUGCAGGAGAUGACUCAGUAGCUUGUUUCAGGCUGUUGGGAGUAUGGAAUUUAGGAUGAGGACAGAACUGAAGUGACUUUAAUUAAAAAACCCACGUAUACUAGCUGCAGAUAGGAAAAUGGACUGCAUUCACAUACAGUACGUUGCCUAUACAGGAAAAUUUCAAGAAUCAGUUGACUUAAUGCCACAAAACCUCCUGUAUUUUGCAAGCAGUUCAGAUCUGAAGCAUAUGUAAAAAUGGACAUUUCUUGGUCUUCUUCACUC